GUUUGCACAAUCCAAGCCAACCAGGGCAACCAUCCAGCAUGGCCCUCUCACUCUCGUUCUUGCUGCUUCCCUCGCUUUUGUUUUUGACCCAGCUGUCCUCCUUCGUUUCUGCUGCCCCGUGGAUUGUCACCGAGGACUUCCAAGAAGUGAUCACUACGGAGACAUACUACCACCAAACCAUCACCACCACGCUCGUUGAACAAAUCACUCCCACUGCCAGCUCCAUCCCGGAGGCCAUCUCAACCGCCACCUCUACAGGCACCUCCAAUUAUGACUACUACUAUUAUGACAACUCGAAGGAUGUGACCAUCGUUCAACAGCUCUACCCUACUGGUGUUGGAUCCGUGGUUGACGAGUACGACUAUGGCUAUGGCUACUACGACGACGAUGACGACGAUGCCUAUCACAGCACUGUUUUUGCGGUCAACAUCACCUACACUGCGCCGACUGGAUGCUCGUCGCAGUGGACACGGACCUCGGCAGUGAGGGUCACUCCUCCCAGUAAGGUGCAAGACCUCCUCCCACGCACUGCGGUGACAACUUCCUUCUCCGUCGAUUCCAGUCGGCCCUUCCAGCCAACAACCUACACCAUCGACAUCGUCUACGUCGAUCCCACCCAGGUCCCCAGCAGUACCCUUUCGUCAUUAAGUACAUACAACCGGCCUACUUCGUUGUAUACCGGUGCGGGAUGCACCUACACCGGCCCAAGUGGCGGCAACACCAACCCCGGGAAUUAUGGCUACCCGACGUAUGGCAGCAAUGGCGGCUAUACCUACUAUGACUAUGGCUAUGGCGAGGAGAGCUGGUUCCUUGACAGUUAUCCGAUGGGUAUUUCUCCUUUGGCUCUCACCCUCAUUCUGAGCAUUGGCUGGAUUGGCCUGUUCUUGAUUCUCGGCUUUAUCGAAGCCUGGGUCCGGUUCCGCCGCCUGAUGCUGGGCUGGCAAACCCGUCGUGGUCUGCCUGUCUGCUGGUCGCUUACUAUUAUGCCCAUCACCCUGUUGUUACUGUGCUUCUUCCGGAAAGGCUACCGUUCACGCUCCCAGGCCGAUGGCGAGGUCCUGAGAAAACGGUGGAAUGCCAUGAGCUUCUGGACCAAACUUCGUCUGUAUUUUGUCUGGGGAUUCCGAUUCAAGUACCCGCCAAUGCUGGGACCGGCACCUGCCCGCGUCAAGACCAGCAAACAACCCGAGAAGCACCCGGGUCCCCGGCUCUUAGAGCCGAGUCCUGCGUCCAGUGUGGCGCCGCAGUCACGGCAGGGGUCAUCUGCUGCCCCAGCUGCAGCAGCGGAUCCGGAAAUGGCGAUGGUGCCUCCAGUGACGGUGGAUCAGCCCCAUGACCGUUCUCAGGAGCAUUCUGAGGAAGGUUCUCAAGAGCACCAUCAGGAGAAUCCUCAGGACCAUCCUCAGGAGCAGCCCCAGGAGCAGCCCCAUGUGGCGGAUGUCACCGCACCCACCGCGACGGGAGCCCUUCCACCUCCCCAUGUCCACGAGACUGGUCAGGCCAAGUGAUCGAUCUUUGCAGAGUAGUUGGUAGUGCCUACAGACAAUGCUGUUGCCAUCGUAUCGACGAAUGCCUAUCCAGACCAAAUCGUUCACCUUUCACAUCAUAAUUAUAACCCCUGAUGAGAAUAUGCCCCCCGUUGGUUACGAGAUCCCUCAAAUACAGGGAAUCCUUACUUAAUGUUAAUUGAUUCCAUUGGUUGA
Aspergillus sclerotioniger CBS 115572 is the source of this 1703-nucleotide messenger RNA. RefSeq lists its product as uncharacterized. The record is from RefSeq and is a predicted model, not a curated record. Lineage: Eukaryota; Fungi; Ascomycota; Eurotiomycetes; Eurotiales; Aspergillaceae. Bases 39 to 1508 code for a protein of 489 amino acids. The transcript has a single exon.